AUGCAGCUCACAGGCUCCUGCUACUGCCGCGCCCUAACCUACACCCUCACGCUCGACUCCGCCGACGACGCACGCACCUCGCUCUGCCACUGCAAGAACUGCAAGAAGGCCUUCGGCACCAACUACGGCCUGACCGCCAAAGUCGCAAAGGACGCUUUCAAGUACACGUCGGAGAAGAAGCCCAAGGAACACAAAAUGGACAAUGGGAGCGGGACGCAGCUGUAUCGAGAGUUUUGCGACGACUGUGGGAGUUUUAUACUGGAGUACGGGGAGCCGGCGAAGGACAAGUUCCGCUACAUCUGCGUGGGCAGCUUGGAUGAGCCAGGCGCGCUGCCGCCGAAGGGGGAGUUCUUCUGCAAGAAUAGGGAGAAGUGGAUGCCGGAGAUACCUGGUAUAUUCCAUAAGCAGGAGAUUAAGGAAUGA
Molecule: messenger RNA, 423 nt
Organism: Coniosporium apollinis CBS 100218
Lineage: Eukaryota; Fungi; Ascomycota; Dothideomycetes
Exons: 2
Coding region: 1-423 (140 amino acids)
Molecular function (GO): carbon-sulfur lyase activity
Source: RefSeq, a predicted model, not a curated record